UCCCGCGCGGGUGGUCGGCCAAUGGCACUGAAUGUCUUCAGCCAGGUGGGAGCGUCAAUGGUCUCAAGGGUUGCAGGGUUCUUCUUCUUCACCUCAUCGUCGUGGAUGAAUGCAACAUUUCAACUUGUCUCGAGCAGUGCGGUGCAGAUGUGUCGCUCGCCGCUGACUGUGCGUCCCUCGCCCUGAAAACAAAGUGCCCACCUCUGCUCUGCAAGCUGCAGCGUCUCGUUGCGAGAGUUUCUCUCCGUCGCGACCAGCACUGCGUCAGGAUUAGGUGGCCAGGUACCCGGUACGUACCCUGCGCAAGCUUCUGUUACGGGGAUGAGCUCCCUGGCUGCAGACACCAGCAGGGGUGCAGCAACGGCUUGGCAGUGAUUAACAGGAGGGGCGUUCCCUCUACUUACGAGGAUCACCCCACCUCCCCGCCUCAAUUGCGUCCUCUCCUCAUCUUCCAACUUGUCAAGGACCUGAAAGCUCUUGCCGUUGCCAGGCCUCGUCCAGAUUUAAUAUCCUGCUCUCUCCCACUUCUCUCCUCUCUUCUCCUUCCUGGAACCAUCACCACCUUUUUUUGUCCAUACCAGACAUACCAACCUAUCCAAAAUGCCCAUCUCCAAGAUCCACGCUCGCUACGUCUACGACUCUCGUGGCAACCCGACCGUUGAGGUUGACGUUGUUACUGAGCUCGGCCUUCACCGCGCCAUUGUCCCCUCCGGUGCCUCCACUGGCCAGCACGAGGCUUGCGAGCUCCGCGAUGGUGACAAGACCAAGUGGGGUGGCAAGGGUGUUCUCAAGGCCGUCCAGAACGUGAACGAGGUCAUCGGCCCCGCUCUCAUCAAGGAGAACAUUGACGUCAAGGACCAGUCCAAGGUUGACAAGUUCCUCAUCGACCUCGAUGGCACCCCCAACAAGACCAAGCUCGGCGCCAACGCCAUCCUCGGUGUCUCGCUCGCCGUUGCCAAGGCCGGUGCUGCUGAGAAGGGCGUUCCCCUUUACGCUCACAUCUCCGACCUUGCUGGCACCAAGAAGCCCUAUGUCCUUCCCGUUCCCUUCAUGAACGUCCUCAACGGCGGUUCCCACGCUGGUGGCCGUCUCGCCUUCCAGGAGUUCAUGAUCGUCCCCUCCGCCGCUCCUACCUUCUCUGAGGCCCUUCGUCAGGGUGCUGAGGUGUACCAGAUCCUCAAGAGCCUCGCCAAGAAGAAGUACGGCCAGUCCGCUGGUAACGUCGGUGACGAGGGUGGUGUCGCUCCCGAUAUCCAAAACCCCGAGGAGGCCCUCGACCUUAUCACCGAGGCCAUUGAGAAGGCCGGCUACACUGGCCAGGUCAAGAUCGCCAUGGAUGUCGCUUCCAGCGAGUUCUACAAGGAGGACGUCAAGAAGUACGACCUCGACUUCAAGAACCCCGAGUCCGACCCCUCCAAGUGGCUCACCUACGAGGAGCUCGCCAACCUCUACUCCGAGCUCUGCAAGAAGUACCCCAUCGUCUCCAUCGAGGACCCCUUCGCUGAGGAUGACUGGGAGGCCUGGAGCUACUUCUACAAGACCCAGGACAUCCAGAUCGUUGCUGAUGACUUGACCGUCACCAACCCCCUCCGCAUCAAGAAGGCCAUUGAGCUCAAGGCCGCCAACGCCCUCCUCCUCAAGGUCAACCAGAUCGGUACCCUUACCGAGUCCAUCCAAGCUGCCAAGGACUCCUACGCCGAUGGCUGGGGUGUCAUGGUCUCUCACCGCUCUGGUGAGACUGAGGAUGUCACCAUUGCCGACAUUGUCGUUGGUAUCCGCUCUGGCCAGAUCAAGACUGGUGCUCCUGCCCGUUCCGAGCGUCUUGCCAAGCUCAACCAGAUCCUCCGCAUCGAGGAGGAGCUUGCCGACAACGCCAUCUUUGCCGGCGAGAAGUUCCGCAAGGCUGUUGAGCUCUAAGUGGUUUCAUGCUGAUGGAGACCCGUUCGGAUGGAAUUGGGACCUGGGAAGGUUUCUAGGGGUGACCGGUUGACCGACAUGUGUUACCUCGGAUGACCAAAGGACACGGGUAUGGCUAAUGAAAAUGGCGGAAUGACAUAGAGUUUUAAUGAUCAAUACCAAGUUUCUUUUACCCCAUAUGCGUUGGCAAGAACCACGUGCAAUGUUUGUGACAUGGAUCGGUAGCGUUAGCCAUCUGUUUCUCCCCUUUCCCCGCGAUUCCCCGUUCCCAUUCCCGGCCCGCUCCGGGCUACCCGGUACCAACUCGGCACCCCUGUUACAGUAGUGCAUUAUUGUCAGGUCCGCAAGAGACUUAUCAACGCUGUUUUCCGAAGGAGGUCAGGAUCUCCCCAAGUCGUUUGCAACCUGAUAGGCUGGAGUAGGUACGCAGAGGAGCAUGUUGAAUGUUGCGACUUUUCGUAGUCUAGUGAUAUGUCUAGCCGACUUUCGGUUAUUGUGUGAAGAGCUCCGCCUGUCCAACAGGUUAAAAUCAACACCGGCAACAACACCGUAAAUAAGCCCCGCUCGCCCGUGUUUCCCGGGCACCUUGAUAGAGUAGCCG
Messenger RNA from Neurospora crassa OR74A, 2518 nucleotides. It is a transcript of the gene emp-7, whose product is annotated as enolase. Gene Ontology annotation, biological process: glycolytic process. The transcript has 4 exons. Gene Ontology annotation, cellular component: phosphopyruvate hydratase complex. NCBI's taxonomy places the organism in Eukaryota, Fungi, Ascomycota, Sordariomycetes, Sordariales, Sordariaceae. Bases 601 to 1917 code for a protein of 438 amino acids. Gene Ontology annotation, molecular function: phosphopyruvate hydratase activity; magnesium ion binding. The record is from RefSeq and is a predicted model, not a curated record.